This is a messenger RNA of Emiliania huxleyi CCMP1516, 900 nucleotides long. RefSeq lists its product as hypothetical. Bases 1 to 822 code for a protein of 273 amino acids. The transcript has a single exon. The record is from RefSeq and is a predicted model, not a curated record. NCBI's taxonomy places the organism in Eukaryota, Haptophyta, Isochrysidales, Noelaerhabdaceae.
AUGCCUUCCAAGUGGCGAGAAUUUAUGGUCGGCACCAAAAUCGAGUGGAGCAGCGACCUGCUGAGCGUGUCGUCGGAGAGCCUGUACUUGGGAGACGUGUGCGGGAGCGGCGGCGGCGGCGACGGCGGCGGCGGAAGGGCCGACCCCUUCGACGGGAGCGGCGUGGGCGGCGUCCAGAACGGUGGCGAUGCCUUCGCCACCCGUGACGUCGACUGCAGCGAGCGGCAGGACGUGGCGCCCUCCACGCCCCUCGGCGAGUACUUGGCGGGCAACGUGACGGUAACCGCAAUGUGCAUGGACCCACGAAUCGCGCUGCCGCCGGCGUUGUACGCCUCGAUGCGCGCCGCGUCGGGCAAGUGGAGCUCCGACUUUUCGGAGGCAUCCUCGCCCUUUCGUGCGUCCAACCUCGACCUGCUGCAGCGGGCGUGCACGCGCGAGGCGGCGCUCUCGGCCUUGCGCGACUUGGACGAGGAGCAGAACGAGUCGAACUCGCACGCGGCGUCGGCGGAGUGGCUGCGCGAGAAGCUCGACGAGUGGCUGCCGCGGUUUGAGUCGCCGCGGCGACACCAGCUCGCGGGCCUGUUCGUGCUCGAGUUGCUCUCGAGCUCACCGCAGCCGCGCCAGCUAAGCAGCGGCGGGCUGGGGAUGACCGAGCCGGCGCUGGUGGCGUCGCGCGUGCUCGCGCACCGGGAGGCGAUAGCGCGGGAUUGGGCCGCCGCGGUCGCGGGAUCGGUGCCGACCGCGCUGCAGGAGCUUCUGCGGGAGGACCUCGAGGAGCAGCUCAACGCGGAGAGCGAGGAGCGGCCGCCACCGCUGCAGUAGCGGGGGGAGGGGGGGGCAAAGGGGAGGGGAAAAGGGGAGCUACAUCAGAGUCCACCUACACAAUGAUUCAUGUAUCAU